CGUAGAACUACGCAAUAUCAGUCACCAUGAGCCAGAGCGAGCCUUUCUAUCUGCGGUACUACUCAGGCCACCAAGGACGAUUUGGACACGAGUUCUUGGAGUUCGAUUUCCGCGUGCUCGGAGACGGCCGCAGCGCAUCCGCGCGAUAUGCCAACAACUCAAACUACCGGAAUGACUCUUUGAUCCGAAAAGAGAUGUGCGUGAGCCAUGUCUUGGUUGCAGAGAUCAAGCGUAUCGUCAAGGAGAGCGAUAUCAUGAAGGAAGACGACACAAAAUGGCCGCAGAAGAACAAAGACGGCCGUCAAGAGCUGGAAAUUCGCGUGGGCAAUGAGCACAUUUCCUUCGAGACCGCGAAGAUUGGUUCGUUACAGGACGUGCAAGACUCCUCCGACCCAGAAGGCCUCCGCGUAUUCUACUACCUUGUCCAGGAUCUCAAGGCUUUGGUGUUCUCACUCAUCUCUCUGCACUUCAAGAUCAAGCCAAUUUGAGCGUCGAAGCAUCUCCGGGAGGCGUUGUCUGUUUGCUUUUCCCGCCAGCGAAUCAUCCUGAGGCGAAUGAUGGGCGCACGGGGUCUUGCCUAUUUGUGGGGAAUAGGGCGUCCGGAGUCCAGAAGCAUCAGCUCAUGGCUUUCUUGACAACCGGCAUCCGUCGAACAGUCUAGCGAAACAGUCUCUUCGCGGAAAUGCAGCUUUUUUGACGUGGAUGCGGCCUGCGGCAAGCCGUGAUGCGCAUCAAUUCAGCCAGAAGCGCCAAGGCUGCACGCAAUUCUUCCAAGACCCGCACUUUCGGAUUGCACGUCACCUGAUUUUGAGAUGGUCAAGCCAUUCGGGC
Messenger RNA from Trematosphaeria pertusa, 831 nucleotides. Its product is annotated as Mago nashi protein. Gene Ontology annotation, cellular component: nucleus; exon-exon junction complex. Lineage: Eukaryota; Fungi; Ascomycota; Dothideomycetes; Pleosporales; Trematosphaeriaceae. The transcript is spliced from 7 exons. The record is from RefSeq and is a predicted model, not a curated record. The coding region runs from base 27 to 488 and encodes 153 amino acids. Gene Ontology annotation, biological process: RNA splicing.